Candidozyma auris is the source of this 1308-nucleotide messenger RNA. Its product is annotated as tRNA dihydrouridine synthase. The record is from RefSeq and is a predicted model, not a curated record. Gene Ontology annotation, biological process: tRNA processing. The transcript has a single exon. Gene Ontology annotation, molecular function: tRNA dihydrouridine synthase activity; flavin adenine dinucleotide binding. NCBI's taxonomy places the organism in Eukaryota, Fungi, Ascomycota, Pichiomycetes, Serinales, Metschnikowiaceae. The coding region runs from base 1 to 1308 and encodes 435 amino acids.
AUGAGCAUCGAAGAGAUUCUGUCCCUGUCACCUUUCACUGAUAACGAUAGAAAAACCAUACAUCUGCAGAUAGAAGAAGACAGUUUCAUGACAUCCGAUAAUCUAUCAGGACGCAAGCUCUACGAGAAAAUCGGCAGCCCCAAAACAGUGUUGGCGCCCAUGGUGGACCACUCAGAACUAGCUUGGAGAGUCCUCUCCCGCAGAUACGGCGCCGAACUCUGCUUCACCCCCAUGUUUCACGCAAGGCUAUUUGCCACAGACGAGAAGUAUAGAAAGAAGAUGUGGGGGGACAUGGACGGCGACCCAGAAAAGGACAGACCUUUGGUGGUUCAGUUCUGUGCCAACGACCCAGAUUACCUACUCCAAGCAGCUAAAUUGGUUGAAGACCGCUGCGACGCAGUGGAUCUAAAUUUGGGGUGUCCGCAGGGAAUAGCGAGAAAGGGGCACUACGGAGCGUUCCUCAUGGACGACUGGGACUUGGUGUAUAAGUUGAUCAAUAAGCUCCACAAGAACCUCAAGUGUGCGGUGACUGCGAAGAUAAGAGUGUAUGAUGAUUGGGAGAAAAGUUUGGAAUAUGCCAAAAUGGUGCUUUCUGCUGGCGCACAAUUCAUCACCAUCCAUGGCCGCACCAGAGACAUGAAGGGCCAGAAGACUGGGCUUGCAAACUGGAACAUCUUGCGCUACUUGAGAGACAACCUUCCCAAAGACCAGGUAUUCUUUGCCAACGGCAAUAUAUUAUAUCCUUCUGACUUGAAGCGGUGCACAGACGAGGUUAACUGCGACGCUGUGAUGUCCGCCGAGGGAAACUUAUAUAACCCGGGUGUUUUCUGGACCAAAGACAACGACAAAGAGAAACAAUUUCCCAGGGUUGAUAAGCUUUUGCGAGAGUAUUUUGAAAUCGUGAAGGAAUGUUCAGGAGAAGCAUCGAGGGUGGCCAUGAAGUCACACUUCUUCAAGCUCAUGUAUGAGUUUCUUAAUGUGCACAAGGAAUUAAGACCAAUCAUUGGCCGGACAAGCGUGAGUGCUCCUUUCGAAGAGUGGGAAAAGAUAGUGCAACAAGUUGAAGAGAUCGUGGCGAAGAUUUACGAAAAAGAGGACAUCGAGAAACUAGAUCAAAUCAUAGAUGGUCCCACCGAGGCUUGGGGUGGACAUUAUAAGAAAGUGCCUUACUGGAGGUGCCAACCGUACUUCCGUACGGUGAAUGGUGAGAAGCAGAACAUGAGGGAGCUCGAAGUGGCUGCUUCAAACAAAAGAAAGAACGAAAUUGAAGAGGAAGAUAGGAAGAAGGUGAAAGUGAGUGCUGCCUAA